UGUCUUCAGUAUGAAAUAGAGAAGGUUGUGCUUUAAACAUGAACCAGGAGCUGGAUUUUAUGUUUGUUAAAUAUGCACGGGUCUGGAUCCCGGAUGUAGAGGAAGUGUGGAAGUCAGCAGAGCUCACCAAGGACUACAGACAAGGAGAUGGAGUACUGCAGCUACAGCUGGAGGAUGGAAAGGAACUGGAGUAUAAAUUGGACCCCAAGACAAACAACUUACCACACCUCCGUAACCCUGAUAUCCUGGUGGGAGAAAAUGACCUGACAGCUCUCAGUUACCUUCACGAGCCCGCUGUGUUGCACAAUCUGAAAGUGCGCUUCAUUGAUUCCAAACUCAUCUACACAUACUGCGGUAUUGUUCUAGUCGCUAUUAACCCAUAUGAGACACUACCCAUCUAUGGAACUGACAUCAUUAACGCAUACAGUGGGCAGAAUAUGGGUGACAUGGACCCUCACAUCUUCGCAGUGGCAGAAGAAGCUUACAAACAGAUGGCCAGGGAUGAGAGGAAUCAGUCCAUCAUUGUGAGCGGAGAAUCCGGAGCAGGGAAAACUGUCUCAGCCAAAUACGCCAUGCGUUACUUUGCUACGGUCAGUGGCUCUGCCAGCGAAGCCAAUGUGGAAGAAAAAGUUCUGGCAUCCAACCCCAUCAUGGAGUCCAUCGGUAAUGCCAAGACCACCAGGAAUGACAAUAGCAGUCGUUUUGGGAAAUAUAUUGAGAUUGGCUUUGAUAAGAAGUAUCGCAUCAUUGGAGCGAACAUGAGGACAUAUCUCUUGGAGAAAUCACGUGUCGUAUUUCAGGCGGAUGAGGAGAGGAAUUAUCAUAUCUUCUAUCAGCUCUGUGCAUCUGCUCACCUCCCGGAGUUCAAAGCCCUGAAACUCGGAAAGGCUGAUGAUUUUCACUACACCAAACAGGGCAGGAACCCAGUGAUAGAUGGAGUAGAUGAUGCCAAGGAGAUGUCGACCACCAGAAACGCCUUCACACUGCUAGGUGUAAAUGAGUCCUAUCAGCUGGGCUUGUUUCAGAUUCUGGCUUCAAUUUUGCACCUGGGGAAUGUGGAAGUGAAGGAUAGAGACUCGGACAGCAGUAUUAUUCCACCAAAUAAUGGUCACCUGAGUGUGUUUUGUGAAUUGAUGGGAGUGACAUAUCAAGACAUGUCUCAUUGGCUGUGUCAUAAGAAGCUGAAGACGGCAACUGAGACGUACAUUAAGCCCAUUCCCAAACUACAGGCCAUAAAUGCCCGCGAUGCUCUCGCUAAACACAUCUAUGCCAAACUCUUCAACUGGAUCGUGGACCAUGUGAAUAAAGCACUGCAUUCUACGGUCAAACAGCACUCGUUCAUUGGAGUCCUAGACAUUUACGGGUUUGAGACUUUUGAAAUCAACAGUUUUGAACAGUUCUGUAUUAAUUAUGCCAAUGAGAAACUACAGCAACAGUUCAACAUGCAUGUGUUUAAGUUGGAGCAGGAGGAGUAUAUGAAAGAGCAGAUCCCCUGGACUCUCAUUGAUUUCUAUGAUAAUCAGCCAUGUAUCAACCUCAUCGAGGCCAAGAUGGGCAUCCUGGACCUGCUGGAUGAAGAGUGCAAGAUGCCGAAGGGCUCUGAUGACUCCUGGGCUCAGAAACUGUAUAACACUCAUUUGAAGACGUGUGCACUUUUUGAAAAACCACGGAUGUCCAAUAAAGCUUUCAUUAUUCAGCACUUUGCAGAUAAGGUGGAGUAUCAGUGUGAUGGUUUUCUGGAGAAGAAUAAAGACACAGUGAAUGAGGAGCAGAUACAUGUUCUGAAGGCCAGUAAGAAGUUUGACCUGCUGGUGGAGCUGUUCCAGGAUGAGGAGAAAGCCACAAGUCCGACCGGUGCUGCUCUUGCUACUGGAGGACGCACUCGCCUCAGCGUCAAACCAGGCAAGAACAAAGCCGGCCAAGCCAGCAAAGAACACAAGAAGACAGUCGGACUGCAGUUCCGUAACUCUCUGCAGCUGCUGAUGGAGACACUGAAUGCGACUACACCACAUUACGUUCGCUGCAUAAAACCCAACGAUUACAAAUAUGCCUUCACGUUUGACCCCAAGAGGGCAGUGCAGCAACUGCGUGCAUGUGGUGUUUUGGAAACAAUCCGGAUUUCUGCAGCUGGUUUCCCAUCUAGGUGGACGUAUCAGGAGUUCUUUAGCAGGUAUCGUGUCCUGAUGAAACAAAAAGAUGUUUUGACAGACAAGAAGAUGACCUGUAAGAAUGUUCUGGAGAAACUGGUGCAGGAUCCAGAUAAGUACCAGUUUGGCAAGACCAAGAUCUUUUUUCGCGCAGGGCAGGUUGCGUAUCUGGAGAAACUGCGUGCAGAUAAGCUGCGUGCUGCCUGCAUCCGCAUCCAGAAGACCAUCCGCUGCUGGCUGGCACGCAAGAAGUACCUGCGCAUGAAACAUGCUGCCACAACCAUCCAGAGAUACGUCCGUGGAUACCAGGCCCGCUGUCUUGCAAAAUUCCUGCGUCGCACACGUGCUGCGAUCAUCAUUCAGAAGUACCAGCGCAUGUAUGUCCAGAGAACAUGUUACAAACGCAAGCAGGCUGCCGCUCUGGUCAUGCAGUGCAUCCUCAGGGCGUACAUGGCCAGACAGCUGUACAAAGCGCUUCUGCGUGAGCACAAGGCCAUCAUCAUUCAGAAGAUGGUCCGAGGCUGGUUGGCGCGGCAGUGGUACAAGCGGACGCUCGAAGCCAUCGUUUACCUGCAGUGCUGCAUCCGCCGCAUGCGAGCCAAGCGAGAACUCAAGAAGCUCAAGAUCGAAGCACGUUCGGUGGAACACUUCAAGAAACUUAACAUCGGCAUGGAGAACAAGAUCAUGCAACUGCAGCGCAGGAUAGACGACCAGAACAAGGAGAACCGUGUUAUCAGCGAGCGUUUGAACAGUCUAGAGGUCAGCCAUGCUGCAGAGUCUGAGCGUCUGCGUGUAGAAUUGACGCGUCUGCGAGGGGCAGAAGAGGACGCCAAAAACAAUGCCAACAAAGUUACAUCUCUUCUGGAAGAGCUGGAGCGACUGCGCAAAGACCUGCAGAACACACGGAAGGAGAAGAAAGCAAUCGAGGACUGGGCACAAACCUACCAGGACGAGAUGGAAAAGAUGAUCUCAGAACUAAAGGAGCAAAACCACCUGCUGAAGAACGAGAAAAACGACCUGAACCGACUGAUCAAAGAACAGAGCCAGCAGUGGACAGAGAAAAUGCAGAGGGCUCUGAAGGAGGAAACCCAGCAGUUAGAAAACGAUUUAAACGAGGAACGUUCUCGCUACCAGAACCUUCUUACCGAACACCUCCGACUAGAGGAGAAAUACGACGAUUUGAAAGAGGAGAUCACACUUGCUGUAAAUGUUCCAAAACCUGGUCACAGACGCAAAGACUCCACACACAGCAGCAACGAAUCAGAAUAUACCUACAAUUCAGAGUUUGCCGAGUCCGAGGAAGGGACCCGCGGAGGGGAGGAUGUUUCCAAGGCGAUACUGGAUAUGUCCUUGUUCCUAAAGCUGCAGAAGAGAGUUUCCGAGCUAGAGCAAGAAAAACAGUCACUACAGAACGAACUCGAUCGGAGAGAAGAGCAGUUUCAGCGGGCUAGAGCUAGGGACGAUGAGGAACAUAAGAAAGCUCGUAGUGCUGAGCUGGAAUAUGAAUCUCUCAAGCGUCAGGAGUUGGAGUCAGAGAACAAGAAGCUCAAACAUGAUUUGAAUGAGAUGCGUCAGUCUCUGAGAGGCAGCGCUGAGGCCGGUUCUGCCGCUCCGGGUUCUCCUGCGUACACGGUCCUGCUGGAUCAGCUGAAUGCCUCCAACGAGGAGCUGGAGGUGCGGAAGGAGGAGGUGCUCAUCCUGCGCUCUCAACUCGUCAGUCAGAAAGAGGCCAUGCAACACAAGGAUGAGAAGGCGACCAUGACUGAGCCUUUGCCGUACAUUGAGGAUGUGCAGAAGCUGACUGAUGCCAAGGAGAUCUCCCAGGCCUACAUGGGCCUUAAAGAGACCAACAGAUCACCCAGGUUUACACGCAGACCGACUGAAGUGAACGAGCUUGUGAGCAGGUUGAGAUCCCCAUUCCCUGACUACCAUAAGCUGAAUGAGGAUGGAGAACUGUGGCUGGUUUAUGAAGGGUUAAAGGAAACUAACAGGUUGUUGGAGUCUCAGUUGCAGGCUCAGCGGCGGUCUCAUGAGAACGAGGUGGAGGUUUUGCGUGGAGAAUUGCAGAGUGUUAAAGAGGAGAAUAACCGCCAGCAGCAGCUGUUAGCUCAGAACCUGCAGCUUCCUCCAGAGGCCCGAAUCGAGGCCAGUCUACAGCACGAGAUCACGCGCCUCACCAACGAGAACCUGGAUCUUAUGGAGCAACUGGAGAAACAGGACAAGACCGUCCGCAAACUGAAGAAGCAGCUCAAAGUCUUCGCAAAGAAGAUCAAUGACCUGGAAGGUGGCCAGAUGGAUGUGUCUCCAGGACAGACGGCCGACGAGCCUGUUCAUCCAGUGAACAUUCCACGCAGGGAGAAAGAUUUCCAGGGAAUGCUGGAAUACAAGAAAGAGGAUGAACUCAAACUGGUCAAAAACCUCAUACUUGAGCUAAAGCCUCGUGGAGUGGCAGUGAAUCUGAUACCAGGUCUGCCGGCAUACAUCCUCUUCAUGUGUCUGCGUCAUGCCGACUACAUUAAUGAUGACCAGAAAGUCCGAUCUCUACUUACCUCCGCCAUCAACAGCAUCAAGAAGAUCCUCAAGAAAAGAGGUGAUGACUUUGAGACUGUUUCCUUCUGGUUGUCCAAUACAUGUCGUUUCCUGCACUGCCUGAAACAGUACAGUGGUGAUGAGCAAUUCAUGAAGCAUAACACUCCUAAACAGAACGAUCACUGUCUCUCCAACUUUGACCUGGCCGAGUACCGGCAGGUUCUGAGUGAUCUGGCCAUUCAGAUCUACCAGCAGCUCAUCAAGUGUAUGGAGAACAUCUUGCAGCCCAUGAUCGUCUCUGGCAUGCUGGAGCAUGAAACCAUCCAGGGUGUGUCCGGGGUGAAGCCCACGGGUCUCCGUAAGAGGACGUCCAGUAUCGCUGAUGAGGGGACAUACACGUUGGACUCCAUCAUCCGGCAGCUCAACUCCUUCCACUCCAUCAUGUGUCAGCACGGAACCGACCCAGAGCUCAUCAAACAGGUGGUCAAGCAGCAGUUCUACGUCAUCGGCGCCGUGACCCUCAACAACCUGCUGCUGCGUAAAGACAUGUGCUCCUGGAGCAAGGGCAUGCAGAUCAGGUAUAACGUGAGUCAGCUGGAGGAGUGGCUGAGAGAUAAGAACCUCAUGACAUGCGGUGCGAAAGAGACGCUGGAGCCGUUGAUUCAGGCCGCACAACUACUGCAGGUCAAGAAGAAGACGGAUGAGGAUGCUGAGGCCAUCUGCUCCAUGUGUAACAGCCUCUCUACAGCACAGAUUGUGAAGGUGCUGAACUUGUAUACACCUGUCAACGCGUUUGAAGAGCGUGUGUCAGUACUGUUCAUAAGAACAAUACAGACACGUUUACGGGAUCGAAAGGAGUCGCCUCAGCUGCUGAUGGACACCAAACUCAUCUACCCCGUGACCUUCCCCUUUAACCCCUCCUCCCUGGCCCUGGAAACUAUUCAGAUACCCGGCAGCCUCAAUGUGGGCUUCCUCACUCGUGUGUAGACCUGUCAAUCACCUCACCUCAACCAAUCACACGGCAGGAACAGGGAGCCAAAAUAUAUAAAUAAA
Sinocyclocheilus rhinocerous is the source of this 5729-nucleotide messenger RNA. Its product is annotated as unconventional myosin-Va-like. Gene Ontology annotation, molecular function: microfilament motor activity; ATP binding; actin filament binding. Gene Ontology annotation, cellular component: cytoplasm; myosin complex; membrane. The record is from RefSeq and is a predicted model, not a curated record. Gene Ontology annotation, biological process: actin filament organization. NCBI's taxonomy places the organism in Eukaryota, Metazoa, Chordata, Actinopteri, Cypriniformes, Cyprinidae. The transcript is spliced from 43 exons. Bases 39 to 5663 code for a protein of 1874 amino acids.